GGAGAGCUCGCGAAAGGCAGGCCAGGCAGGAGCUACGGCAGGCGACGGCCGGGCGGUCGUUUUAUUGAUCCCGGGGCGCCGCGGCGCUACCCACCCGCGGCGGGGUCGCCUCCGAGAACUUUCCUUUUCCUCGAUGAGGAUCCUUUUUUUCCAUCUUUCCGUCCUCUCGACGCUUCUCGCAGGACGAGAACACGUACACACACGUAUAUAAAGGAACAUAAUUCGACGUGACUCGAAGGAAUUAGAGUCCUGUGGACUCGCCCGAGUCUCGUGCGUGAUUAACGUCUCCUUUCGGUGGUCCUUGCGGUGUUGAUCUUGAGAAAAACUACGCUCGCGAGUUCAUCAGUGAGUAAUCGAGCCCGCUGAUGUCCCUAAGACGUCAAUCGGAGGGAUAAGAAGAAGUGGAAUAAGAAAGUGUACGAGCUUCGAAGGAUCGCUUUUAGGAUCACGGUGUGGAUCAUUUCGACGAUGAAGAAGUUAUAAGGAGUUUCGGGAUAGUUCGAAGAAGGACCCCGAGAGGAGUCGGAGGAGGUCUCUGCUUGGAAGAACACAAGCCGGGUAAGGAAAGCGCCGCGGCGCCGAAAUGGGUCCUGCCAGUAGCCGAGAACAGAUCGGUGAGCAGAUUGGUGACGACGAUGGCCUGCAGAUUAAUCCCAAAAGCAACAUCAUCGGGAACAACAUUACGGAGAGCGAGUACUCCGUAGAAGAGCAAUCGAGGUUAACAGGAGCAGAUGGAGCGGCCGACGAGGCGUCCCCGGAGGACGAAGGAGGAUCUCUUUGCGAAUAUCAUGACAUACCACCACCUCCGGACGGCGGCUACGGCUGGGUGGUUGUGUUUGCGUCGUUUAUGUGUAACAUGAUAGUGGAUGGAAUCGCAUACACAUUUGGCGUUUUCCUUGGCGAGUUCGUUAAAUACUUUGGGGAGGGGAAAGGCAAAACUGCUUGGGUCGGUUCUUUACUCUCUGGCAUGUAUCUUAGUGCUGGACCCGUUGUCAGUGCACUGACUAACAAGUAUGGUUGUCGGGCUGUCUGUAUGGCAGGAAGUUUUCUAGGUGCAGCGGCAUUUGUAUUAUCAACAUUUUCAACCAGUGUAAAUAUGCUUAUGAUGACUUACGGUGUGAUGGGAGGUAUCGGCUUUGGUUUAAUAUAUCUCCCUGCAGUAGUUUGCGUAGGCUAUUAUUUUGAAACCAAAAGAUCUCUUGCUACGGGCAUUGCGGUAUGUGGCUCAGGGUUUGGCACGUUUGCGUUUGCUCCUCUUGCCACAAUGCUGUUAGAAGCAUACAGUUGGAAGGGGGCAAAUUUAAUUUUAGCAGGCCUUAUUUUAAAUUGCGCAGUGUUUGGAGCAAUGAUGAGACCCCUCGAAUAUCCAAAAACUUCUUCUGUAAAGCCAUUGUUGCAAAGAAUGGCAGAGGAGAAGAGGUUCCAAAUGGAACGUGGAAGUAUAGGAGGUUCUUACUUUAUGGUGCAACUACCGGAUGGAUCUAUGGAGAAAAGAAUGAAAAUGCCUAUUAAUAUUGAUCCGGGUGUACACUCCAGCUUCAAUUUAGAUCAAUUAGUGCCUGGAACUCCUUUAACACCAGUUCCAACGGUGCCGACCCUACCAACUAUAUCGGAAGUAAAAGUACAAGAACACUCAUCCAGCGGAGCAACUAGUAAUAGUGGUAGUAUGGACUUAAAAAGCGCUUCUACCAAAUCGAGGAGUAAAAAGAAUUUAAAUGAGAAAGACAAGGAUACGAUAGAGAAACCCGAAGGUGAUAUUAUUAAGUCGAUAAUUCCAAGAAACGCUUCGCAACCAGCUUUUACUACACACGUGCAAGGUUUGCCUAAAAAUGGUUCCGUACCGUUCUUCGAUAGAAUCCGUAAAACUAGUACAGGCGAAAGAUACAAGCCAAGUUUAAGCGCUAUAAAGAAUUCUAGAACAACCUUGAAUUCCAAUGGAGACAUUCGAAAAAGUUUGCAUUUAAGGCUUUCUACUAGCAGUGUAUUAGGAUCUCGUAACAACAAUGCAGAAGUUGAGGACGGCGAAAGCAUAACUUUUACAACAAGUACAUCUCGUAUACCGAAGGAGAAGCCUUUAAUGAUUCGUCCUUUAUCAAGGAAAGAUAUAUUUUACAGCGGUAGCGUCGUUAAUUUGCCGGAAUAUCAAAGUCAGAAAUCUCUUGCUAAUUAUCGUCAAAGUGUCAUUUCAAUUCCGAAAUCUGUCCGUGGUGAAAUAAAGGAUAUAGAUAUAGAAAAAGCGCCUCAACAACCAUUGUGCCCUUGCUUAAUUUUACCUGACUCGUUUAAAGAAGCUUUAGCUACAAUGAUGGACGUAUCUCUGCUGAAGGAUCCAGUUUUUCUUCUUAUUGGAAUAAGUAAUGUUUUUGGAAUGGCAGGAUUAUAUGUCCCUUUUGUAUAUCUCGUAGAUGCUGCUAUUUUAGACGGAAUUGAAAGCAACUCCGCAUCAUUCUUACUGUCCAUUAUCGGUAUAACCAACACGGUUGGUCGUGUAGCUUGUGGUUACGUCGCAGAUUUUCCUCAAGUCGAUUCGUUAUUGUUAAAUAAUAUUUGUUUAAUUAUAUCAACUGUUGCUGUAGCAGCGACACCAUUUUGUCACUCUUAUGCGGCUUACAUCGCCAUGAGCAUAUUCUUUGGCAUAGCAAUAUCCGGUUACAUCUCAUUAACGUCGAUCAUUUUGGUGGAUCUUUUGGGAUUGGAUAAGUUGACAAAUGCAUUUGGUCUUCUCAUAUUAUUCAGAGGAGCUGCUGCGAUCGUUGGCUCGCCAUUAGCUGGUGCUGUUUACGAUGCCACACAAAGUUACAGUAUACCAUUUUUCAUGGCAGGAUUUUUCUUCCUCGUAAGCACGGUCACCAGUUUUAUGGCACCCGCCAUGAAACGGUGUACAACACCGCAGAUCACAUAUGCAUUUGUAGACCCAGCCUGUGAUAUUAGAUACGUUGACUCCAAUUGACGAGGAUAUAGAGGAAGAAAACGAAGAGGAUAUACCAGAGAUAAUUGAAACUGCACCAUCACCUCAAGAUCCACCAGAGAAAGAAAUUAAGCAGAUAGAGUCUGUUUUAUAAAGCACCUAGCAUCUUUUUUGUAAAAUAGAGAAAAAAUGUCGCCUUCACUCCGAGCCACACUGUGAUAGGGCUGCUUAAUUCGAGAAGGUCUCACAAGAGAAGAAACGUACUUCUUUGUUACGUAUUUAAUAAUGUGGAAAAAAAAAAGCACAAAUCGAUCGAGUAUACCUGGUGACAUUUUUUUCAUAUUCUCAGGACUUUUAUGAUACUAUAUAUAUAUAUAUAUAUACAUACUUUUUUCUUUCCUUCUUUUAUUCUAUUCUAAUGAGAUAAACCGUGCAAGAAAUAUCGCCAGGUAAGAAGCUGUUCUUUUGCCUACGUCAAUAAUAGAUGAUAGAUAGUGAAAUUUCUUAACUUAAUCAGUAUCGAUCGAUCAGUAUAUACGAAUUGAGAGAAAGAGAGAGAAAGAGAUAGAGAAAGAAAACAUGAAAAAAGAAAAAAAAAAAAGAAAAAAAAAAGUUGGAAAAAAGCGC
Messenger RNA from Vespula pensylvanica (western yellowjacket), 3535 nucleotides. RefSeq names its product monocarboxylate transporter 3. Gene Ontology annotation, biological process: monocarboxylic acid transport; transmembrane transport. Bases 584 to 2950 code for a protein of 788 amino acids. Gene Ontology annotation, molecular function: monocarboxylic acid transmembrane transporter activity. The transcript is spliced from 11 exons. NCBI's taxonomy places the organism in Eukaryota, Metazoa, Arthropoda, Insecta, Hymenoptera, Vespidae. The record is from RefSeq and is a predicted model, not a curated record.